Molecule: messenger RNA, 2632 nt
Organism: Scheffersomyces stipitis CBS 6054
Lineage: Eukaryota; Fungi; Ascomycota; Pichiomycetes; Serinales; Debaryomycetaceae
Gene: FKH2
Product: forkhead family transcription factor
Exons: 1
Coding region: 122-2260 (712 amino acids)
Biological process (GO): regulation of transcription by RNA polymerase II
Molecular function (GO): RNA polymerase II cis-regulatory region sequence-specific DNA binding; DNA-binding transcription factor activity, RNA polymerase II-specific; protein binding
Source: RefSeq, a predicted model, not a curated record
UCCCAAGAUUACCAAAUCUUCCCUUGUGAAAUCCUUAAAUCGCGAUAAUCACAUAAUUAAUUAGUUUCACUUUUCCAUUUCGCUUUUCACCACUCUCUAACCUGUUCAAAUCUCUCAUAGCAUGUCCACCACGUCGACUCCGCGGAAACGUCCUCUCAGCGAUGUGGACGAUUCCGAUCUCCCGACGUUCGACGAUCCACAAGACCUCGUCAAUGCCGUAAUCUCGACGCUUCAAACCCCAGCAGACUCAACCAAUGUCGCAGAAACGUAUGCUAAUGACAAAAACUCGGCUACUGAAGUCCAGGCCUACGCCAAGAUCGCUGGCAAAGACUGGACAUUCUACGUGAAAUCACUAGCGGUUUCUAUCGGUCGUAACACCGACACCCAAAAUCAGACCCAAGCGCAAAACGUCGCCAAUGCUGCUACCGAUAUCGACUUGGGCCCAGCCAAAGUAGUCUCCAGACAACAUGCCACCAUCACAUACAAUCUAGACUUAAGAUGCUGGGAAUUGAAGGUGUUGGGCCGUAAUGGAGCUCGUAUAGACGGACAAAAAGUAGCAGUAGGUCCCGAGCAUGCUCACUCCUUGCAUUCAGGAGCUAUCUUAGAUAUCGGAGGUACCCAGAUGAUGUUUAUAUUGCCUGGUUCUCCUCCUACGAUUCUGCCCAAGUUGUUGACUAAGAGUUUGUUGAAGUAUAAAGAAACGGCCUCCAAAUCCCGCAAGCUGUCUUUUGGACAUAAUAUCGGAACGUCACACAUGAAGAGUUUCCAGAUGUUUGACAAGGCUCUGUUACCUCAGUCUCCUUCUUCUCUUUCGGCCACUUCUCUACAGAGUAACUUGGAUCAGGACUUGUCGAAAGAGGAAGCCAAAGACAUCAAGCCUCCGUAUUCGUAUGCGACAAUGAUCACCCAGGCUAUCUUGUCGAACGUGGAUGGCGUGAUGUCAUUGUCAGAAAUAUAUAACUGGAUCUCGUCCCAUUAUGCAUACUACAAAUACUCUAAGACAGGCUGGCAGAACUCGAUCAGACACAACUUGUCUUUGAACAAGGCGUUUGAAAAGGUUCCCAGAAGACCAAAUGAGCCUGGAAAGGGUAUGAAAUGGCAGAUUAGCGAGUCGUACAAAGACGAUUUCUUAAGUAAAAUCCAGAGUGGCUCGCUUCUGAAGACAAGAAGAGGUUCUUCCGUCUCCAGACAGUUACACCUUCACUUGGCUACACACAAACAGUUACCCGAAUCUCAGAAGUACUAUGACCAAGAACAAAAGGCACUUCAGGAUCUGCAACAGCAUCAUCUACAGCUUCAACCGCUGCAACAGCAGCCUCCAUACGGUCAUCAGAGACAGAGCUCCGUACCUAAAUUGGGUCAGGGUCAAUUUCCGCCGGUUCCAUCCAAUCCUAUUCAGCCUAACCCGUUGUCGUAUAUGGCUAGUGCACCCAAUAACGGGUAUAUGAUACCUCAGCAACGUGCUUAUGGUUACCAGAGCUCAGCACCUCAUAUGGUGUACGGUGGAGCCAUGAUGCAUCAGCAGAAUCAGCAGAGUAUGAUUCCCCAGCAGCAGAUCCAGCAGAUACAGACAUUGCUGACGUUGCCUGCUCCCAAAAGUGAGUUGUCUUCGCCUAUAAGACAGAUGAGCGAUAUCAAUAAUAAUGCUACACCCAAGUUGCCGAAAGUCUCGGGAAGUCACCUUUUUAAUUUACCUCCACCUCCCCAGUCUCAUAAUCUCGGAACAUCGGCUCCUGGAGCUCAUCAUUCGCGUCUGAAUUCGUACAAUUCGAACCAGCUACCAGAUUCGCAACUAAACUCAUACAGCAGUUCCCUUCAGAACCACUCAGAGGAUUCGUCCGUAAACAAUAACCAAAACUCCACAGCACCCAGUAGCGGAGACCUUGGACUUAAUUUUACCAGCCCCAAAAAGAUCGCACCUCUUGAAGCCUUUACACCAGAAAGAGGCUCUAAAUCUAUGGGUGGAAACGGAAAGCUAGGAGCCCCUAAUGGUGCCAAUACUAACCAGUCUUCGCCAGCGUUCUGGAACUUUGUUCAGUUCAGCACCCCAAAUGGACAAACUCCAAUGAGAAAGAAUAGUGACGAAAACAGUCAGGGCAGUCCUACGUUGAGCAGAAAGAUCCUUUCAGCAAACAACAAUAACAGCAAUGGCUACAACCAUAAAGAUGAAGGUAAAGUAGGAUUAUCUCCGUUCAAGUUGAAAGCAGAUAUUCAGUCUAACGGGCAAGAAGAGUUGACGAAAUCUGAAAAGAAUGUCUGAUAGCUUCGUCGCAAAUGUACCAUAAAUUAAUGUUGUCUUGACUAACGAGCCGUAUUAUUAUCUUCCAUUCUCUUGUUUUCUUCGUUUUCCCAUAUUGGAGUAAUUUUUCAUGCUUUCUGCCAUUCCAUAUGAACCAUUGCAUGGAUUCGAACAGUUUGAUGACUGUUCUCUGUAUAUUUCAUAAUCUCAUCUUUCAUUUUCAAGUCAGUGAAUCUGGUCUGAACAUUUGCACCCAACCUAGCGGUCUUUCGAUCAACUGCAGAUAGCUCUCUGCUUGCAAGUAUAUUUAAAUCAUGCGCUCUGUACUUUAUAUACUACAUAGCACCGUACAAUUGUGAACAUAAAUGCAAAUGAAUAUUAAUGGCAAUAUAU